Molecule: messenger RNA, 1084 nt
Organism: Sitophilus oryzae (rice weevil)
Lineage: Eukaryota; Metazoa; Arthropoda; Insecta; Coleoptera; Curculionidae
Product: V-type proton ATPase 21 kDa proteolipid subunit-like
Exons: 3
Coding region: 175-822 (215 amino acids)
Biological process (GO): proton transmembrane transport
Cellular component (GO): proton-transporting V-type ATPase, V0 domain
Molecular function (GO): proton-transporting ATPase activity, rotational mechanism
Source: RefSeq, a predicted model, not a curated record
GCAUCGCAGUCGCGCGUCAACUUGCGCAAGGUUAUGUUUUUCCGAAUAUUGAAAUAUUAAUAGAUAUUUUAAUAUCAAACCGGCUGUGUUUAUUUGUAUAAUACAUAUCCCGACUACUCGUACCAUAUUUUGUUUAUAUUACCGCUUAAGUUAAGAUCGCGAAAUUUAUUUGCAAUGGGUGGAAAAACCAGUUUAAAAGCAACCUUGGGGGUGACAUUUCUUACCCUUCUCGUAUCCGUAACCACUGUUUUAGUUUUGUACCAUGUUUUAACCCAUAGAGGUGAGCGAAUCAGUGUAGGAUGGUUUCUGGAGAGCACAUCCCCCCAUAUGUGGGCUGCCCUAGGGGUAGGUCUCUCGGUGUCUUUAAGCGUAGUUGGGGCAGCUGCAGGAAUACAUACAGUGGGCGUUAGUAUUAUUGGUGGAGGUGUAAAAGCUCCUCGAAUCAAAACUAAGAAUCUCAUAUCAGUCAUAUUUUGCGAAGCUGUGGCAAUUUAUGGUCUUAUUACUGCAAUAGUCCUGUCAGGAUAUUUGGAUGAUUUCACUUGGUCUCUGAUGGGAAAAAAUGCGGAAUUGAAAUCUAAAAACUGGAUGGCUGGAUAUUUGAUGUUUGGUGCUGGAGUAUCUGUAGGGCUGGUUAAUCUAUUCUGUGGCAUCUGCGUUGGUAUCGUUGGUAGUGGGGCCGCCUUGGCUGACGCCGCUAAUCCAUCUCUAUUUGUCAAAAUUUUGAUCAUAGAAAUUUUCGCCAGUGCCAUUGGCCUGUUUGGCUUAAUUGUUGGUGUAUACUUAGUGUCCAAAGUUCAAAUGGGUGACAAAGUUCAUUAAAUUAUAGAAUAAUUAUAUACUUAAUAUCUCCAUCAAUGCAUUUUAGAUACAGACCAGUAUAUCUAUCAUAGAGCAAUUUUAUUUAAAAUUCAAAAAAUAGCUUUUAAAAAAUACCUAUUGAAAUUUCAAAAUCUAAUAUGUCCCUGCAUUCCAAACAAAAUAGACAGUUAAACUAUAUAUUCACCUAUUUUAAACUUUUUUGAAUAUAACUAAUUUUGAAUAAAAAAUAUUUUAAAGAUUUUAUUUAUUUUUUUAAAGAGAA